GAAGCGAAGCGGCGGGUUUUAACGUCAAGGAAGGAAACAGCUUUAUAAAACACGACUAAUGAGUUCCACAGACGAGUAAAGGUGCUGCGUGUCUCCGGGACGAUGCUGUGUUUGGCGGGAAACGGGACGAGGGCGUCGCUGUCUUUACAAAAGCUGUGCGUCCUCUCGCUGCUCCACAUGAGGCGCCUCUCUGCAGGACCGGGUCCUCCGGCCCCUCCCCCGCUGGCGGACCCCCCCGAGUGCUCCGGACCAGACCCCGCCCCCCACGGCCCGCCGCCGGCCCCCGCCCACUGCUGCAUGAGCGGCUGUCCCAACUGCGUGUGGAUCGAGCACGCGGAGCAGCUGCUGAGCUUCUACCACGACGGGGGCGGCCGGGCGCUCGCCGCCAUCGAGGAGAACGUCCUGGACGAGAACCUCAAGGCCUACCUGAAGAUGGAGAUCAGGCUCAUGAAGAAGACGUGAGGUGUGUUGCCGUGACGACGUCCACCUCGUCCUCGCGGGGCCGACUCCAGCUGAUGAAGAGGAACUGACUCUGCUGGUGGUUUCUGUUGUUGUGACAUUUAUCUGGAGGUUUUCCCUCCGUUUCACAGCGUCGUGCCAGAAACCAGAGCCAUCCGCUUUGGUUGAACUUUAUUCCUUGAGGUGCCGACAUGGAGGAUUAUUUAAAGUUUGUGUUGAUGAAGAACAUUUGUUUUGGAGCCUCGGUCAAAAAUCCAUUUGGUUUUAUUUUCUGGAUUUUUUUGCUUUAUGUAUUUAAUGCGUGAAGCACGUUUUUGUUUUAUUGGUCAGAAGCUUGAACUGAAGUUGUGUUUUAAAUUAUGUGUUUUAAAUGUAUUUAUUACGAGUGGUUAAAUAAAUGUUUCCGAGAGCAAAAGAUUUCCUUUUGACUUUGGACAGAUGCGUCCGUUGCCAUGACGAGAACGUGUUUCAGUUAUCGGUUAAUAUAUAUGUAUACAAAUAAAUCUAUGUAUAUGUGUAUAUAUUUAUA
This is a messenger RNA of Pseudoliparis swirei, 988 nucleotides long. RefSeq names its product oxidoreductase-like domain containing 1 (gene oxld1). NCBI's taxonomy places the organism in Eukaryota, Metazoa, Chordata, Actinopteri, Perciformes, Liparidae. The transcript is spliced from 2 exons. The record is from RefSeq and is a predicted model, not a curated record. The coding region runs from base 103 to 462 and encodes 119 amino acids. Gene Ontology annotation, cellular component: mitochondrion.